Molecule: messenger RNA, 1565 nt
Organism: Xenopus laevis (African clawed frog)
Lineage: Eukaryota; Metazoa; Chordata; Amphibia; Anura; Pipidae
Gene: npsr1.L
Product: neuropeptide S receptor 1 L homeolog
Exons: 9
Coding region: 67-1188 (373 amino acids)
Biological process (GO): signal transduction; positive regulation of ERK1 and ERK2 cascade; positive regulation of release of sequestered calcium ion into cytosol
Cellular component (GO): plasma membrane; cytoplasm; membrane
Molecular function (GO): G protein-coupled receptor activity; neuropeptide receptor activity; vasopressin receptor activity
Source: RefSeq, a predicted model, not a curated record
CGCUGAGCUCAUACACUUUUCUCCUGCGCACUGUCAGUGAAAAGCUGUGCCUAGCCACACAUCGACAUGCAAGUUAGUUUUACUGAAGCCAGUGAUGUUUCCAAUACCAGCUCAGAAACACUGAAUUUAACUCUGACCAACUGCACCUCAACCAAUUCCUCAGCAGAAAUAGAAGACGAAUAUGCACUGGAAUCUUUUUAUACAUCAUUUAAGAUGGAGCAGCUGAUUACCCUCUGGAUUUUGUUUAUUGUCACUAUUUUUGGCAACUCAGUUGUCCUAUUUCUGACCUGGAAGGAAAGAAAGCGGAAAUCGCGUAUGACAUUCUUUGUUACGCAGCUAGCCAUCACAGAUUUCCUUACAGGAAUAAUAAGCAUCACCGUAAACAUUAUAUGGCGAAUUACUGGAGAUUUCAUGGCCCCUGAUAUUGUCUGCAAGAUUGUGCGUUAUCUGCAGGUCGUCCUUCUGUAUGCUUCAACAUAUGUAUUAGUAUCUCUCAGCAUAGACAGAUAUCAUGCCAUAGUUCAUCCAAUGAAGUUUCUCCAAGGAGAAAAACAAGCAAAAGUGCUAAUUGCUGUUGCAUGGACCUUGUCAUUUUUAUUUUCAAUUCCAACAUUUAUUAUAUUUGGAAAACUCAAACUUCCUAAUGGAGAAAUACAGUGCUGGGCAAUUUGGCCUGAUGACUCCUACUGGAUACCUUAUAUGACAAUUGUUGCUCUUUUGGUAUAUUUUAUCCCUUUGAUUAUUAUUAGUGUGAUUUACUUCAUUGUAAUACGAACAAUAUGGGUAAAAAGUAAAGCACACACAGUGAUAAUUUCCAACUAUACUGAUGGAAAUUUUUGCACUAGUUACAGUCAUCGAGGUCUAAUUUCCAAAGCCAAAAUGAAAGCUAUUAAAUACAGCAUUGUGGUUAUUCUUGCUUUUAUACUUUGUUGGAGUCCAUACUUUCUUUUUGAUAUAUUGGACAACUUCGAAAUGCUCCCUGAAACCAAAGAACGUUUCUAUGCAUCUGUUAUUAUUCAGCAUUUACCAUUUUUAAACAGUGCCAUUAAUCCAAUCAUUUACUGUGUAUUCAGCAACAGACACUGUCGCUUAUCCAGAGAUAGAAAUUCGGCAAAACUUGGUGGCACCAUGAGAGAUAAAACAGAAGGGAUUGAAAUGCAAGUGGUUUCGAGACCAGAGUACCUCUAAUAUUUGAACUUCUUAUAGAGAUAUAAUCUAACAAACAAAGAAUCUAUUUCCUCUAGUCAUGUCACUAGAUUUAAAUAAUGUCAUAUAUUAAAAAAUGCUCCUUUUAUUUAUGCCUCUCCCUUAAUUAUAAAAUUUUUACUGCAAAGAGCCUUAAAACUGUCAUGUAUAGUAUAGAGAUGCCCAUGCUUUUUUACCUCAGUUUAUAAUACCCACAAAAUACAAUAAUUAGAUAUUACUUCUUAUAGCAUAUACUUUAGUUUUACUGUGUAUUUAUGACUUAGAAGAAAGUCAUAUUGCUCCUGCAUUUAGUUGAGUGUGCUAUUUUGUACAUAUUCCAUUGCUUAGUUAUUGCUCCUAAAUUAUUUAUUCAUUCAAGA